Molecule: messenger RNA, 789 nt
Organism: Exophiala oligosperma
Lineage: Eukaryota; Fungi; Ascomycota; Eurotiomycetes; Chaetothyriales; Herpotrichiellaceae
Exons: 5
Coding region: 1-789 (262 amino acids)
Molecular function (GO): glyoxalase III activity
Source: RefSeq, a predicted model, not a curated record
AUGACUCCCGCUUCUUCCUCUUCUCCGCUGCCACGUCGAGCCAUCAUCGCCGUCACUUCGGCCACGGCGCCACUCCACCAAGGCCAACCCACGUGGCUGUUCAUCUCCGAGGCCCUUGACCCUUUCAACGUCUUCAAGGACGCUGGGUUCGAGGUCGACAUCGUGUCGGAAAAGGGGACUUGUGUCCCGAACUGGCUCAGUCUACAACCCGAUUUCCUCGACGGAGAGGACAAGGAGCAAUGGGAAGAUUUGAAUGGAGAGUUCAGGACAAAACUCGACAAUAUGCCUGCUGCUGCUGAUGUUGCUGAUGUCGAGAGUGUCGAUGGGAAGAAUGCAACUACGCUUUGCUCGCUCAUGUACCCUUCUUAUGGAAUAUUCUUUGCCAGUGCAGGUCACGCUGCAUUGAUUGAUUACCCUCACGCGACCGGUUUACAAAAGAUUGCCACCGACGUUUGGAAUCGCGAUGGUGUUUUGAGCGCCGUGUGCCAUGGUGAAGCAAUCUUCCCGGGUAUCAUCGACUCCACGACCGGCAAGUCGGUCAUCGCCGGCAAAACCAUCACCGGAUUCACCACCCAGGCCGAAUAUGACAUGAAUCUCACGGAUCCUAUCAGGAGUUGGGGUGAACCUCUGAUAGACGAGUGGGCGGAGAAGUUGGGUGCAAAGUAUGUCCGAUCAGAGGGAGUUUGGGAUGAUUUCCAUGUCACUGAUGGACGGAUCGUCACGGGCAUGAAUCCCCAAAGUGCGAAAAGUACAGCCAAAGCUGCCGUCGACAUCUUCCAGAAGCUUUAA